Molecule: messenger RNA, 2900 nt
Organism: Chelmon rostratus (copperband butterflyfish)
Lineage: Eukaryota; Metazoa; Chordata; Actinopteri; Chaetodontiformes; Chaetodontidae
Exons: 6
Coding region: 220-2043 (607 amino acids)
Biological process (GO): 3'-UTR-mediated mRNA destabilization; nuclear-transcribed mRNA catabolic process, RNase MRP-dependent
Cellular component (GO): nucleus; cytoplasmic ribonucleoprotein granule
Molecular function (GO): mRNA binding; RNA endonuclease activity; metal ion binding
Source: RefSeq, a predicted model, not a curated record
AACUUCCUUGAAGCGGAUCGGCGCUCAGACAGAAGCUACUGGUCGCAGCGCUCAGACUCGCUGCGCCAAAAGACGCGUCCAGCGGCGUGUGAGAAGCUUUUAAGGUGGAACAUGAUCGGGAGACACUGAGUGAGAAGACAUGAAUGCUGGAGUUACUUUCUUCCCUGACACAUCUGCAUAGAUCUUCCCUUCACCUCUCCAGACUCGUCCUGUGACAGCAUGCAUCCCAGCGAACCCGACCCUCCCCCGGACCCCCAGCACCUGGAGGCCCAGUUGGACUUCUUCCAUAAGCUCGGGUACUCCACAGCUCAGGUUCAGGCCGUUCAGCUGCAGUUCGGCCACAACAUGGACACAGAUAAAGUUCUGGGGGAGCUGGUUAGGAUCGGGGCAAGUCGGGAGGUCCGUCGGGAGGCCAAGCAGGUGACCACGAUGUCGGUGCUGGUGCCCAGAGGGGAUGCCGUCCAGGCUGUGGGCCCCACCCUGCUGCUGCCUUUUCCUGUAUCAUCUCCUCAGAGCAGAGAGGAGAGUGGUGAGGAUGAAGACGCUCUCAGACCCAUUGUUAUCGAUGGGAGCAACGUGGCCAUGAGCCAUGGGAACAAGGAAGUCUUCUCUUGUCUGGGAAUCCAGUUGACAGUGAACUUCUUCCUGGACAGAGGCCACACUGAAAUCACAGUGUUUGUUCCCUCAUGGAGGAAGGAGCAGCCCAGGCCAGAUGUUCCCAUCACGGAUCAGCACAUUCUGAGAGACCUGGAGAGGAGGAAGAUCUUGGUGUUCACGCCGUCGCGACGAGUCGCAGGCAAACGGGUGGUCUGCAACGACGACUGUUUCAUUGUCAAGCUGGCCUACGAGUCUGACGGCAUCAUCGUGUCCAACGACACCUACCGAGACCUUCAGGGAGAGAAGCCGAAGUGGAAGCGCUUCAUCGAGGAGAGGCUGCUCAUGUACUCCUUUGCUAACGACAAGUUUAUGCCUCCUGAUGAUCCUCUGGGUCGCCAUGGACCGACCCUGGAGAACUUCCUGCGGAGGUUUCCGAAGACUCAGAAAAAGCAGCCAUGUCCUUAUGGAAAGAAAUGUACGUAUGGAAUCAAAUGUAAAUUCCACCAUCCGGAGCGAGCCAAACAGUCCAAUCGCUUGGUUGCAGAUGAGCUUCGGGAGAACGCGAAGCACCCUUCCACUGCUCAGAAACAAUCUUCAGUUCACUCCGGUCCUGUGCUUGGACAAAGCCUCUCGUUGGUGGAGGACAUAGCAAACAAACUGACCGUGGGACAUGAGAGUGGCUCCUUAAAGAAAGAUCAUAAACAUGAACAUGUAGCUCAGGUGAAGGCAGGUCACCGCUCCAGCAAGAGAGCCACAUCUAGAAAGGAGAAGACCAGCCAGCCCUCGUCUUCUGACCACGGCUCAGUGCGGCGUAGUGGCUCUCAGGAGCAGCUGGACUCCGGUUUAGGCUCCAUAGACAGUCAGCCAGUGGAGGCUCCUCGGAGUGAUCACCAGUAUGGGGUGACAUAUAGGAGCUCUCAGCAUGCAAGACAGCAGUAUUGCCCUCCUAGAAGUGCACCGUGCAGCUGCUGCUCACUUGGCCCUUCCUCUCAGGGGACCACACCAGCGGUCCAGCACCACAACCAGCAUUACAGCCUCGGGCCUGUCAGCAGCCACAGCUCUGAUACGACCCCCUACAGCUCGCCUCGUUACGCCAGCUAUGGUACAUACCCAGUCAGCAUGCCUGCGUACAGUCAGCCGACAGAUUUCCAACACAGCAGAGUCCACAGCCGCCAGCAGCAGCAGUACUGGUCCGAUCUGUUCGGGGCUCAUCCUCCAGCGGCCCGCAGCCUGCCGGGGGAGCGCUCGCAGUGGGAGCCUCCUCAGGGGGCACACCCAAGUCCCAGCAAGGGGGGUGAGAGAGAGGUUGUCAGGAAGAAGCUCCUCGCUAUCUUCAGUGCCCACUUGGUGGACACAGCCAUGGACAUGUUUCCUCAGCUGAUGGAUCCACAGUUGCUGGUUGCUGAGAUCCUCAUGCUGCAGAGUCAGAACAGGUCCCUGAGAUGAGAUGAAGUCCAGGGCCCGUCUGAACCCUCGUCUUUCAGUGGAAAGACUGAAAAGGCUGCAGAAGCCAAGAUAAACAUGAGUUUAUUUUGUAUUGUGGUAUCCACCUUGCUAUAAACUGUAGUAGAAUAUAUUUUGGAACUAUGUUUUAAGUUGCCACAGUUAACUGGAUAAAAUAAGAGCCAGUAUGCAGUUGAUACAAAUUGUAUCUUUAUUUAAAAAUGUAAAAGGACAAAGUGGAUUUUAAUGCAGCGGUAAUGCCCUCACGCUUUUAAGGUUUACCACUGUUCUGCCAUCCAAUCUGCUUUUAUCAUGCCUGUUGAUGCUGUCAUGGACGUGUUUAAUUAUAUGUUCAGUGUGGCGUGGUUGAGAAGAACACAAAAAUGUCUGUGUGUCAUAUUGGCACUGUGCACUGUGCUUUCACAGCCAACUAUUGCAAAGGGUUGGGCAAUUAUUAACCAGUUUCAACCCUUCAAUAAAGUUGUCACGAUGAAACAAAAGAGUUGAAAUAUUGUGAUUAGGCAAUAUUUAAGAGGUUCAAGUAAUAAUCUCAGAGAAAAGGAGAUUUGAAACUGCUCCCAGUUUAUUUAAUGUGUUUUUGCCUUCGUUAUUGUGAUUCUUUGGACAUAUUGAGAAAUAAGAUGCUUUGAAAUAGUUUUUUGGAUGAAAACAUGUCUGUCAGUAGAGCUUCAGGGGACAGUUCAUAGUGUGUGUCAGUGUUUCAUUUAUAGUUCAUUCAUAGUUUUUACAUGAGGGUGAAUUUUCUGAUGGUCGACUGAGAAUGACAAACCUGGAUUGUUUUCAUUGUGAUAGCAAUGAAUGUCAUGGUUGUGAUAUAGAAAUAAACGUUUGUAAUUACA